AGAGAGAAAAAGAGGAAAGUCGCACCGGAGGGCGAGGGGAGACCGGAAUUACUGAUCUCUGUAAGCAGGAAGCUUAUAAGGGGGGAAAAAAAUAAUAAUAUAUAUAUUUUUUUUUAAAAAAAGAAAAGAUGCGAAAGUGCUAACAGUUUGACCCGGUUUGUUGGUUUAAAUUUUCCAAUGUGCCGAGAAGAUGGAGCAAAGCGAAAUCCUGAGGAAAUUCAUUGAUCGAGUGCUGGCGAUGAAAGUCCGCGACCAGAAUGGGGAGGACAACUUUGCCAGCGACUUCAUGCGACUCAGAAGACUGUCAACUAAAUAUAGAACUGAAAAGAUCUACCCAACAAACAUUGGAGAAAAGGAAGAAAAUGUUAAAAAGAACAGAUAUAAAGACAUCUUGCCAUUUGACCAUAGCAGGGUGAAACUUGCAUUGAAAACUUCAGAACAAGAUUCAGAUUAUAUCAAUGCAAAUUUUAUUAAGGGAGUUUAUGGGCCCAAAUCCUACAUUGCUACCCAGGGUCCACUUGCAAAUUCUGUACUAGACUUUUGGAGGAUGAUCUGGGAAUAUAAAGUUGUAAUAAUUGUCAUGGCUUGCCGCGAGUUUGAAAUGGGGAGGAAAAAAUGUGAGCGUUACUGGCCGUCACAUGGGGAUGCAGUUCUGCGUCUUGGAGAAUUUCAGAUUACUUGUGAGGCAGAACAAGCAAGAACUGACUAUUUUAUAAGGACUCUAUUAGUGGAAUUCCAGAAUGAAUCUCGUAGAAUCUAUCAGUUCCAUUACAUCAACUGGCCUGAUCAUGAUGUUCCAUCUUCAUUUGAUUCUAUUUUGGAUAUGAUAAGUCUGAUGCGAGAAUAUCAAGAGCAUGAGGAUGUUCCCAUUUGUAUCCACUGCAGUGCUGGAUGUGGAAGAACUGGAGCCAUAUGUGCAAUUGAUUAUACCUGGAAUUUGCUAAAAGCUGGGAAAAUUCCUGAAGAAUUCAGUGUGUUUAGUUUGAUUCAAGAAAUGAGAACACAAAGGCACUCUGCAGUUCAAACAAAGGAGCAAUAUGAGCUUGUUCACCGUGCAAUAGCUCAGAUAUUUGAAAAGGAACUACAAAGGAACCAACGCACUGAAAGUCUUUCUGACACAGAUGACAUUAGUUCUGAAAAUACAACCAUUUCUUCUCUUCCUGACAAAUCUGAUUCGCCACCACCAAAGCCACCACGAGUACGAAGCUGCCUGGUAGAAGGAGACGCUAAAGAAGAAAUCUUGCAGCCUCCGGAGCCCCAACCAGUACCACCUAUUCUCACUCCUUCUCCUCCAUCUGCAUACCCGGCUGUUACUACUGUGUGGCAAGAUAAUGACCGAUAUCAUCCCAAGCCAGUAGUGCAUUCAUUUACAACACCACCUCCCACAGAUCUCAAUGAAAACUACAACAAACCUGUGGAUACGUACAAACAGAUUGAAAAUUGUGCUGCGCACGCUGAAGCUAUUGAAAAAAAGUUGGAAAGAAAACUAAGUAUUGAAAUAAAGAAGAUACCACUCCAAGAAGGACUCAAAAGUUUUGAAGUGUCCCCACCUGGAGGAAAUGGCUCUUUUAACAGAGUGCCAUCAAGUAAACUGAAGUCCACUUCAGCAAUUGAGAUUGAGCAAACAAGUAAAUCUGUGGAAUUAAGCUGUGGACAGAUGUCUGUCAAUUCAGAGGUCGAUAUUCAGCACACGGAUGCUACUCAGGAAUGGAGGAGUUCUGAUGUUGUCUUGAGACCAGUACAAUUGCCACUUAAAGAAAGAGCUCAUGCCUUGUGGAACAAGGCAAGCCAUGAAUGUUUACCAACUACGUUUAGCAAGUCUUCCACUGGUGAUAAAUUGUACAAUGCUCAAUGCCAUUCUUCUAAAGCACCUGCUGUACCAGCAGAACCAUCAUCGAAAGAGAUCCCUGUAGUUCAGCAUUUGGCUGUGGACACCAUUGACCACUCUGUAAAUGUGGCACCCCUCAGUUUUACUAAUCCUCUCCACUCUGACUCUGAGCCGGAGGAGAUGGAUGUUGAGAAAGCCGUACCUAAAAAUGUUACCAGUAUUUUAACAAGUGCCAUUGUUACUGCCACCAUACAAAAUGAAACCCCUUCAACAAGAAAAAUAUCACCUAUGUCUAUUGCCCGAGAGCAUCCACCCAACAAGUUAAAUUUAGGAGUCCAGAAAUGUUCUGGAAUCAAAGAAGACAGUCCACCUCCUUUGCCAGAAAGAACUCCUGAAUCUUUUGUUGUGGCUAAUGAAUCCGGCUCUCCUGUUAGGCCUGAUCAUAUUGGGAAGUCUGCCGAAUGGAGUGGUUUUCCACAAUCACAGACUGUUGAGCAAGUAAAGAUGGUGAGGAGUAAGAGCCUGAAAAAUCCUCGAAGUUCAAGAAUGAAUACUCUUGAAACACGGGAUAGUGGGAGACCAUUGGGUGAUUCAGGAUUAGUAACUACUGCUACAAGGGGUGAGGUAGGCCAAACCUCAGAAACAAACACAAAACGAAGAGAGCGUGGUUCAGAUUUAGACAGUGGUUUCCUUUCGAAAAUGAGCAUGCUGAGAACUGUCCUUGUAUCCUGUCUCCAAAAAUCAGGAUUCAAUAAUCGUUAUACAAAACCAAGAGGGCCAAGAGAUCCUCCUCCUGAGUGGACAUGAUGAAGCAGAAAUUCAAAUGGACCAUAAUACUGGAGUGUCUCCCUUCAAGUGCCACGAAAGGACUGAAAAGUAGAAAAAUUAUUCACACUCACUAAAAACAAUCUUUCUUUACUAACAAAAAGCAAGAGCAAUUUAGAUGUCUUCUCAGUUACAAAAUGGUACACACUUUACAUCUAUUGUAACUUGCUAAAAAAAAACCUUCCAAGGGUGUGGAUUCCGGUGCUAAAUAUCUCUUUGCUGGGACCAUUUUUACCUGCCUUAUUUCACACUUAAGUAUUAAGACUUUAAAAAAACAGUAAAGUAUUACAGGCCUUAAUUUUUUCGGGGAAUUUGUUACACUGCUUGUAGGAUUGUAUAGUAAUAUAGUAAGUAUAAAUAGUGAGUCUGUGGACAAUUAUUCUUUGCUAACCUCCAGAAACUAUUAUGUGCAUUACUCUUUUAUAUAUGUACAGGGCAGGUAGGUAUAUAAUUGACAAUGUUGCAGGUAUUAAAUAUUCUUAACAGAAGAUGUAAGAAAUCUGUGCAUGAUCUAAACCUCCUUGUGUACCAUUUUUUGUAAAUUAUUUGCCCUGAAAUUAUAGAAGAAUAUUCUUUCAGGCGUUCUUAACUACUGGAAAUGAGCAGGAUAUUGCAGUUUAACAGGGGUUGAGAUUGUAAUAAUACAUUUGUAAAUUGUAAGCAAAAGGAUAUUUUUAUAUUAUAUGCUGUUAAUAACCAAUCCCACUUUGAUCUGUUGUUCAUUUGGCCUUGAAUUUAGUAAGUGCCUUCGAACAGUAUGCAAUCCUGUUAACAUCAUGUGAGCAUCUUGUUUGUGCUUUUGUGCAUCUGGGAUAAGAGGACUAUCAGUCACACAAACCUGUAUUUUACAAUAUAUUGACCUGUAAGUAAAGAUCUUAAAACAAAUUAGCUUGUUUUAUUGUUUUUUUUUGAUUAAAAUGGACAAAUGCUUUGUCGUAUUUGUGUAAUAGAAUUUUCAGUACUUGUCAUUUAAUAUGAAAUAGCUUACUAACUAAUGAGCCCCUGAAAGAAACAAAAUAAUGUUUUUGUACAUUUUACUUUUUUGUCAAGUAAAUAAAUAAAGGUUCAAAAAUAAA
This is a messenger RNA of Carcharodon carcharias (great white shark), 3729 nucleotides long. RefSeq names its product tyrosine-protein phosphatase non-receptor type 12-like. The transcript is spliced from 19 exons. NCBI's taxonomy places the organism in Eukaryota, Metazoa, Chordata, Chondrichthyes, Lamniformes, Lamnidae. Gene Ontology annotation, cellular component: cytoplasm; nucleus. Gene Ontology annotation, molecular function: non-membrane spanning protein tyrosine phosphatase activity. Gene Ontology annotation, biological process: peptidyl-tyrosine dephosphorylation. The coding region runs from base 191 to 2635 and encodes 814 amino acids. The record is from RefSeq and is a predicted model, not a curated record.